Fonsecaea erecta is the source of this 411-nucleotide messenger RNA. RefSeq lists its product as hypothetical. The coding region runs from base 1 to 411 and encodes 136 amino acids. Lineage: Eukaryota; Fungi; Ascomycota; Eurotiomycetes; Chaetothyriales; Herpotrichiellaceae. The transcript has 2 exons. The record is from RefSeq and is a predicted model, not a curated record.
AUGUCUGAACAAUACAAGGGUCAAGACCUCAUGGAUAUUGCCAAACAGGCCGAGCGAGAUCUUGCGUCCGCCAAAGCCCAGCACGGCGCCCAGGACAGCGGGUUUGGAGGCAAAACCGUGCCUGGAGGAAGUGUCAGCACAACCGAAUCUGGCAUUGAUCAAUCAGUAACCAACAAAUUCCCCGGCAGCACCGCCGAGUACGGCAGCAAGGUGUCCGGUGCCGGGGACAACCGAGAAAUCCCCGUCGAAGAGGGCGGGGGCGUCCAGAAAGGCACAGGGCAGCCGACCAAGGCGGGCGACUUUGAGAAGGGAGCCCCGGGCGAGGGACCAGAGGACGUGAGCAGGCACUACGCUGAACAGUACGGUGGCAAUGAUGACGUGAGGAGCAAUGUCAAGAACGCCACGGCAUGA